AGCAAUUGCAGGAGAGCAUAUAAGUUCUUUGUUUUCUGUUGCCAAAAAACAAUACAGAAAUACAAAAAGUGGCAACAUUAAUUUUCUACAACAAAAAUUCUUCCUUGUUUAGCUUGUUGCCAUGAUUUCUCUGGCUGAUGUUUACCAUGUUUUGGCUGCAACUGUCCCAUUAUAUGUUGCCAUGAUGCUGGCUUAUGUCUCUGUGAAAUGGUGGAAACUGUUUUCCCCAGAUCAAUGUGCAGGCAUAAACAAGUUUGUUGCCAAAUUUUCAAUCCCUCUAUUGUCAUUCCAAGUGAUUGCAAAUAACAAUCCUUAUAAGAUGAACCUCAAGCUCAUAUAUGCUGACUUUCUGCAGAAACUAUUGGCCUUUUUAGUGCUUGUAGCAGUCACAAAAAUCAGUUCUAGAGGGGGUUUAAGGUGGAUCAUAACAGGCCUUUCUUUGUCGACACUGCCGAAUACUUUAAUCCUGGGAAUUCCAUUGUUGAGAGCUAUGUAUGGUGAUGCAGCUGCUGAUCUCCUUGCUCAAAUAGUUGGCUUGCAGAGCUUGAUUUGGUAUAAUAUUUUGUUGUUUCUUUUUGAGCUUAAUGUUGCGAAAACUGCUGCUGUUACUCCAAAUCCUGAACCCACAGAAGAGGAACCAGAGGCAGCACAUGAAUCGCAAUCAAAAGAGGGGGAAUCAGAGGAAGCUCAGAACAGAACAGCUAGGAGGAAAUUUGGAACCAUGCACAUUCUCUUGACAGUAGGAAGAAAGCUCAUAGCCAACCCCAAUACACAUGGAACUAUACUAGGUCUCAUUUGGGCUAGUAUUCAGUUCAGGUGGGGAGUGAGAUUGCCAGCAAUUAUAGAUAAAUCAAUACAGAUAUUGUCUAGUGGAGGACUAGGAAUGGCAAUGUUCAGUUUAGGACUUUUCAUGGCAACAAGGCCAAGCAUAAUAGCCUGUGGGACGCGAUUGGCAGCAGUGGCUAUGGCACUGAAGUUCCUUCUAGGACCUGCUGUAAUGGGAGCAGCCUCUCUUGCUUGUGGACUGAGGGGCAAACUGUUUAAAGUGGCAUUUGUCCAGGCUGCUCUUCCUCAAGGAAUUGUCCCCUUCGUUUUCGCUAAAGAGUACAAUGUUCAUCCAGAUGUAUUAAGCACAGGGGUUCUUUUUGGCUUGGUCAUAGCCUUGCCGAUAGCAUUGGCAUACUAUUUCCUGUUAGCAUUGUAAAAUGCUAAAGAAAUUAGCAACACAACAUUAAAAGAAGAUCAUUUGCUGCAGUUUCAUGCUGAAGUAUUAAAAGAAGAACAUUAGUUGUAGAAGUGAAGUCUUAUUCAGUUUAUUCAAAUUUCUUUGUUCCACACGUAAACGUGAAUGCAAGACAUUUUCAUUUCUUUUUUCCUUUUUUUACCCUUCCCCCCCUGCCAAUAGGACAUGUACAAUAAUCAUACAGUGAAAGUAUAAAAGCUUAUGAAAUGAUGAACAAAACAAGUUAUGAAUAAACCUUCAGUCUUCAUUUGAAAAUA
Messenger RNA from Mangifera indica (mango), 1500 nucleotides. RefSeq names its product auxin efflux carrier component 8. The coding region runs from base 122 to 1204 and encodes 360 amino acids. Gene Ontology annotation, molecular function: auxin efflux transmembrane transporter activity. Gene Ontology annotation, cellular component: plasma membrane; endoplasmic reticulum. Gene Ontology annotation, biological process: auxin export across the plasma membrane; auxin polar transport. The record is from RefSeq and is a predicted model, not a curated record. Lineage: Eukaryota; Viridiplantae; Streptophyta; Magnoliopsida; Sapindales; Anacardiaceae. The transcript is spliced from 6 exons.